GGGAGAUAAUAUAAUCUCCGCGUAAAAAUACUUGGAUGAAUGUUGCAUUGAAUAAUUUCAGCAGCAAAUCGAAUUCGAGAAUUGUAAUGAAGAGAACCAGUGGUUGGCUACUAAAUUAUUGUCAGAAAUUAAGUGGUGGAUUCGUUAGAAUUUAGAAAACAUGCAAGUAGAUGAGCGGCCAUCAAUUUUGAUUAAACAUGAAGCAAGCAUGACAGCUAAUGAAGAUGCCCAAGCAGAAUAUCAAGAAAAUCUCGAAGAUGUUCUUAAACAAGCCCAUAACAAUAAUCAAUCUACAGUAUUGAUAAUGCAGCAACACUUGCACCAACACAGACAAAAUGUUUCCUCAAGUAACAUUCAUAAUUCUGGAGUAAUGAAUUCAGAAACAGAUGAACAAGACUAUUCUGAUGAGCUUAGUUCUCGAGAUAAAGAUGAACUUAGAGAACAGGAUCGUUUUUUGCCGAUUGCAAAUGUAGCAAGAAUCAUGAAAAAAGCCAUUCCCAGUAGUGGCAAGAUAGCAAAAGAUGCAAAAGAAUGCCUACAAGAAUGUUUAUCUGAGUUUAUUAGUUUCAUCACUAGCGAAGCUAGUGAACGUUGUCAACAAGAAAAAAGAAAAACCAUUAAUGGGGAAGAUAUCUUGUUUGCAAUGACAACUCUUGGGUUUGAUAAUUAUGUUGAACCGCUCAAAGUUUAUCUUACGAAAUAUAGAGAGUCUAUUAAAGGAGAGAAAAUUUUAGGUAUGGGAGAAUAUUCGACAGGUGACGAAGCUUCAAUGACGCACACGCUGCAGUAUGACGUUGGAAGCAACGCAAUGCAUCCAAUGGUAAGUAAUGAUGGAACGUACGCAUAUACGCAAGCCCAAGUUUCUCAGCUUCAACAUCAACAGCAACAACAGCAAAGUUUACAUUUUAAUACGUGAAUUACCUUUCAAAUAAAAACAUUAUCUUGGAUUUGAAACUUAGUUUUAAAUUCAAUUUCAACUACAAAAUCAGCUUAAUGCAUCAGCUAAUGCAAAUAAUCCUAAACCACUGGGCAUUUUGAUCAAUACGUUGUACAUGCUAAAUCCCCGAUAUUUGCUCAGGCAUCUGUUUACCGAAUGCAGAUGAUUGGUGGCGCCAUUUUAUUCUUCUAUGUUGUUGCUUCUCACUUUACAGCUUCUUACAAUGUUAUUGUAUAUCAGCGCAAUAAAAUGGAUACAAGAUAAAGAUAUUAAAAUCAAAGUGAUUUUUAUAGAAAAUCUUUUGACAGUGAUAGUUUUUGAAAAAAAUAUUAAAAAUUUAUGUUAAAAGUGUUGAUUUCAUUGAGUACUAUAAAAUACGCCACUAAAGUAAAAACUUUGGUGCAAUUUUAAAAAAACUCAUUCCUUUUGUCGGCUCUAUGCUAAAUCUUUUAUCAGAUAGUAAGUUGGACGAAUAAAAAGUGAAAUGUUUUGUCGUUUGUAAGUUAAACGAAUUUUCUAGAUUUAGAUGUGAUAUGAUUAAAUACUUCUCAAUAUGUUUGUUAAAUAGAAAAGAAAAGAUAAUAUUAUGUUGAACAGAAAAGAAAUAUUCUAAAAAGUUUUUUUAUUUAUUUUUAUU
Molecule: messenger RNA, 1574 nt
Organism: Hydra vulgaris (swiftwater hydra)
Lineage: Eukaryota; Metazoa; Cnidaria; Hydrozoa; Anthoathecata; Hydridae
Product: nuclear transcription factor Y subunit beta
Biological process (GO): regulation of transcription by RNA polymerase II
Cellular component (GO): CCAAT-binding factor complex
Molecular function (GO): DNA-binding transcription activator activity, RNA polymerase II-specific; RNA polymerase II cis-regulatory region sequence-specific DNA binding; protein heterodimerization activity
Source: RefSeq, a predicted model, not a curated record